Symbiodinium sp. CCMP2456 is the source of this 1086-nucleotide messenger RNA. NCBI's taxonomy places the organism in Eukaryota, Dinophyceae, Suessiales, Symbiodiniaceae. The record is from the annotation of a GenBank genome assembly.
AUGAACGCCAGCGACCUCCCCUGCCGGAUCCUCUUGAGCGACAGGCAGGUCCGGCAGGUCCUUGGAGACCGCGGCGAGGAGAGCCUAAAGCGGCUGCGUAUGGGCAGUGGUGCCAACAUACAGCUGCUCAGAGGGCCCCUGUUGCCUGCCGCGUUCCGGGCGAGAGACGAGUUUCUCGCUGUUUUCUGGGCGGACGACGGUGCUCGGCUGCGACGAGCGCUCUCCGGCGUUCUGGAGAAGGCGUUCGCGCCACGGCAGGUGGCUGGGGCCGCCCCACCUUCUGCGGAACCUUCAGCGACUCGUGUGCUGGAGGUGAUGAUCCCAGAAGUAGCGUGUCGGCACCUCAUCGGUGCGCGGGGGGAUCGCAUCAAGCUCCUGAGAGAGGAGUCGGCCUGCGAGAUCCAUCUCUCUCCUGGGAAUGUUGCCGGCAUUGCCGCCCAGAGGCGUGUGAAAUGCAACGGGUCGGUUGCCAGCCUCGUGGAGGCCGCCGCGCGCGUGCACGAGGUGCUGGUGGAAUUUGCGGAGAUUGGGAUCCUAUCUCUGAGGCAUUUCGAUCUCCAAGAGGUUCCUGUGGGCGAGCAGGAGGACCCGGCUGUGAACGGUUCGCGCCGUCCUUUGGGCGCAGGCCUGGCUGGCAUCGCACGCCGCGAGGCACGCAAUGCUCGGGUUGCCGUGCGGCAGCUGGUGGUGGCAGAGGAGUGCGGCUGGCUGAUCGGCAAGCGCGGGAAUAAGAUCCACAAGCUCCGGGAGCUUGCCUUGGUUGCCACCCGCGAUGGCGACGAGGAGCUGUGCCAAGACCGUCCUCGCUCGGUGGUCGAGAUCUUUGGGGCGACCAUGUCAAAAUGCCUUUGCGUACUGCAACUGAUUGUGGAUGACCUGGAGCUCUUUCCAGAGGUGGUUCCCAUCACCAGCCUGCUCCUGCCAAAGAACCUGGCCCCCUUCGCCCCCAUCGGCUUUGACGAGGCAGCACGGCGAGCUGGCUGCGAUGCAUCGCUGCGCGAGACGCCGAGGUCCCGGGAUUUCAGAAGUUUUGUCUGCCGAGGGUUCAGGAGCCCAGAGGGAGCUGAUGUUGUGACAGUCCCUUAG